CUCCAAGGUACGUCCAGAACGUACAAUCGACUACUGGUGUCCUUCCCCAUUUCUUCCUUCCUUCGCCUCGACUCCUCACAAGGCGAUCGCUCCAGAGAAAAUUUCGAGGGUUUAGCCAGACGGUGACUGGGAUCGAGAUCGGGGCGACAUGAGCGAGGUGUUCGAGGGCUACGAGCGCCAGUACUGCGAGGCGUCCGCCUCCCUCACCCGCAAAUGCACCGCCGCCGCUGCCCUACAGGGAGAGAAGCUGAAGCAAAAGGCGGCGGAGAUCCAAUCCGGCAUCGAUGGCGCUGAGGCACUGAUAAGGAAGAUGGAUCUCGAAGCAAGGAACCUCCAACCAAGCAUUAGAGCUGGGCUCCUAGCAAAGAUCAGGGAGUACAAGUCAGAUCUUAAUAACCUCAAGGGAGCACUAAAGAGGAUUACCAGUGGUAACGCACAGCAGGGGGCGAGGGAGGAGUUGCUGGAGUCAGGAAUGGCAGAUGCAUUGGGGGUUUCUGCUGAUCAAAGAUCAAGAUUGCUCAGGGCAACCGAGAGACAGAACAAAACAACUGAUAGGCUCAGAGAUAGCCAUAAAACUAUGCUGGAGACUGAAGAUCUUGGUGUCUCCAUCUUGCAUGACCUGAAUCAACAGCGCCAAUCUCUCUUGCGUGCUCAUGAUGUAUUGGAUGAGGUGGAUAACAACGUUGGCAAGAGCAGGAGGAUCAUUGGAGGCAUGAUGAGGAGAAUGGAUAGAAACAAGUGGAUAAUCGGUCUCAUCAUAGCAGUCCUUGUCCUGGCUAUCCUCGUGAUUCUGUAUUUCAAGUUCGUGCACUAGAGGAUUUGCUUUGCAUUGGACAGUAGUUUCCUACUGUAACCAGGACGAAGAGGAAGGCAGCUGUGAUUUUUUUUUGGCUUACUUAUAUCGUGAUUUUGUGUUUUUAUUCUCGAUUUCCUCUUUCUUUUUAGAUCAAUCUUUCUGUGGGAUGUGCUUGUAUGGUAUCGAAUGUGUUGUGUGAGGAAACAUGUUCAGGCCGUGAAGCAAAGUUUUGUAUAUCUGAUUGGUUUUUAUUUGAAAGAAUAACUGCACGGAUAGGCAAUAAGUAAGGAAGCAUAUUUGAGAAUGUU
Messenger RNA from Sorghum bicolor (sorghum), 1104 nucleotides. Its product is annotated as vesicle transport v-SNARE 13. NCBI's taxonomy places the organism in Eukaryota, Viridiplantae, Streptophyta, Magnoliopsida, Poales, Poaceae. The transcript is spliced from 5 exons. The record is from RefSeq and is a predicted model, not a curated record. Gene Ontology annotation, molecular function: SNAP receptor activity; SNARE binding. Bases 149 to 814 code for a protein of 221 amino acids. Gene Ontology annotation, biological process: vesicle fusion; intracellular protein transport; vesicle-mediated transport. Gene Ontology annotation, cellular component: Golgi apparatus; late endosome membrane; ER to Golgi transport vesicle membrane.